This is a messenger RNA of Hypoxylon fragiforme, 5202 nucleotides long. Its product is annotated as Pet127-domain-containing protein. The record is from RefSeq and is a predicted model, not a curated record. Lineage: Eukaryota; Fungi; Ascomycota; Sordariomycetes; Xylariales; Hypoxylaceae. The transcript has 2 exons. Gene Ontology annotation, biological process: mitochondrial RNA 5'-end processing. Gene Ontology annotation, cellular component: mitochondrion; mitochondrial envelope. The coding region runs from base 139 to 4455 and encodes 1438 amino acids.
AUUUGAAAGAUCCAGAAUAAUUUUUUUUUUUGAACCUUCAAAGAAUUAAAAAAUUGCAAUCCUUACUUUUCUUCUCAAUUCUAGCAAGCACCUCAAAAAGCCUAGAAGAUUAGAAAACUCCAACGCAUAGCGUUUGCAAUGCUUCAAUUGGGUAGUCGAAACGCACGCCGUAUUGGAGCUUCAUACAUAUGCGCAUCAUGUUUUGCCGCUUCUCAUGCGACAAGAUCGCGGGCGCUUCGUCCCACACUGCUUUCUAGCCAUCAUGGCCUUCCUCUCUCCACCACAUCCCGUCGACUUGCGCCCACCACCGAAACCCCACCCCCUGCGCCAGACACUGCCCCCAUCCCCGAACCUCCAUCCUCCGUACCGGUCAAAGCCGAUACAGGUGAUAGCAAUGAGUCUCCUCCAGAGGAAACCCCCAAGAAGAAGAAGGGCAAGAAGAAGAGUGCGAGGAAGGCUUCUGAAAAGCAGGAUGCCCCUCUAACCAAGAAGGUCACUCCCAAACUCGUCGAAGAUGACCGUCAGUUGCAAGUUCUGCAAGGCGCGCUCCAGGCCUUGAAGAAUGUUCUGAAAGCACAGAAUAUCAGCGUGGACCAGAUCAGCAAGCUUGCCAGCCAGACUGAGCCCGAACUUCCCGUAAUCAAGCAAGAGCCCAAGGCGAAGGGCAAGACUAGGGCUCGUCGGAGAGAAGAGGCGAUCCGCAAGGCAGAGGCCAAAGCGUCUCAAAAUCCUGUCGAAGAUGAGGCCUCGGAGAAAGGUGCAAGCCUAGAAAGCCCAGCGUCAUCAGCAUCUCCAGCAUCACCAGAAUCGCUAGGCGUUGAUGGUGUAGCGAAAGUGGACGCUAUGUCAGAAGCAGAACCUACGCCAACCCCAGGAGACCAGGCUGAACAGAUUGAAAAAGAAAAGGCUGACAAGAAAAGAAUGGCGGAAAAACGGCUAAGGGAAAAGGCAGAAAAAUUAGGUGUCUGGGUUCCUACAGGCAAGAGGAAGAAUAAAAGUACAGAUGAACCCUCUAGUCGUCAAUCAAUCCCUCGAGAUUCGGCAUGGCCCACGAGUCGGUAUGCUAGCAAAAGCUCCAUAGCGAUGACUAAAUCCAGUAUGAAAACCAUUGGCCAGCCAUUCAGUGGUGAAUCAGCACCACCUGAAGUAGUGCGACCAUCGCCAGUAUGGUCACCACAGAAAUCAUCGCCGAGACCACUACUGAGGGCAGUGAAAGCAUCAUCAAGGGUACCAACAUCGAAAACACCAUCGAAAACAUCAUCGAAAACAUCAUCAAAGACAUCAAAGACGCCGAAAAAGGAAUCCACCAAGACCCAGAAUAAACCCCCCCUGGCUAUUAAUAAGCUCCACGCCAAAGACCUUCACAUAUUCCCCAUCAAGACUGUCCAUCCUGAGGUUCCGUCCUUGUCGUACGGACUUGAAAGGGUUCUGUUCAACCCUGGUGUUUAUGCGCUCCAGGAUCCUCGGUCACGGGUUUACAAUUUUGACCCAUAUCUCUCCGAGAUCAUGCCCAUUCAGGAGUUUGAUUUCAACGCCUUAAAGCAAUAUGUAACAUCUUCCAAAGAUAACAACUUAAUUCGCAUUGCAAAGGAACAUGGGAAACGAUAUACAGGCUCAACCUCCAGUAUGACGUCCAUGUUGUCUCACUUCCAUUAUCUCCUAUCAUCAUGGAGGGCCAUCAACACAGAAAUGUUGUCACGGACUAUUGUCCCUGAUUCUGUCCAGUUCACCAGAAUCAUGAGAGGCCCAGCUGCAAUUUUUCUGCACUGGAAGGACGGCACCUAUGCCAUCGAUGCCGACAAGGAAUAUGACACAGCAAACAUUUUGAGUAUGCUUGGAAAGUCCAUGGAGAAACUUCUUACCCUCACCAAGGAGGAGUAUGAAAGAUACCGACAUGUCAAUUCAGACCAAAUCACCGAGGAAGAACGAAAUGCCGAGGAGGCCUUUCACUACACCGGCUUUCGCGACUUUAUGAUGCGCUCCCAAUUAGAUGCAUACGACAGGAGGAUACCUGGUUCAGGCAUGUUCGACUUGAAGACGCGCGCAGUUAUAUCUAUCCGUAUGGAUGCAAAGGGGUUCCAAAAGGGUCUUGGCUACGAGAUCCGCCAGCGAUUUGGCGAGUGGGAGUCUUUUGAACGAGAGUACUAUGACAUGAUCCGCUCUGCUUUCUUGAAGUACUCCUUACAAGUUCGCAUGGGCCGCAUGGACGGUAUAUUUGUCGCAUUUCACAACACCCAGCGCAUUUUCGGCUUUCAGUAUAUUCCUCUAAGUGAGAUGGAUCUUGCCUUGCACGGAACAUCCAAUACGCUCCUUGGUAACAGAGAGUACAAGCUCAGUCUUGGGUUGCUCAAUGACAUCCUGAACCGAGCCACCAAAAGGUUCCCAGAGCAAUCCCUGCGCUUGCAUUUCGAGACCAGAACAUCGGUUUCUGCGCCAUUCAUGUACAUAUUUGCCAAACCUGUGUCACAAAGCGAUAUUGACGAGGUUCAAAAUGCUGGCAAAGCCUCUAUUGAAGCAUUUGAAAGGGACAUGCUUGGCAUGGUGAAAGACGAAGCCGAAGCCGAUUCCGAACCGGCCUCGGAGUCAGCCGCUGAAAAUGAUGAUGCGGUCGAAGAGGAAGAUGAACAUGAAGAGACUUCCCUAGCUCAAGAAUUGUCGAGCCUAGCUGCCUGGAAGGACGUACGUCAAAUGGUUGAGGAUGCGGUGGACGACGACGAAGUAGGCGUUGGCACUGUGCGGGAAGCUAUCGAAGAUGCAUUAGAGCAGAGCGGGCUCCUUCACGCGAAAUCAUCUACCGAAGCGCGGGGCUAUGUUGAUGCCUUGCUCAGUGCUAUCACAAGUAGCGAGUCUUCUAAACCUGCUGCGACGUCAUCGUCAGAAACACACGCAACAGAAGCCGCAGUCGUUGAUGAGGAUGCUCUACUCCUAACUGGAGAAGAACCGGUUUCCUCGAGCGGCGACGAAGAUUCCGCAGUAUCUACCUCAGAUUCUUCAGAGAGCCAGGCAGCAAAGACCGAGGAUAUAGAGACAGAUAUUGAAAGUGCACCCAGUGAAGUGUCCGAAAUUGAAUCAGAAAAAGCUGUAGAAGACAACAGCGACAAGAAGCAGAAAAUCGAAGUCGUUGUCGAAACAGCAGGUGAAACUACUAGCACACAUGUAUCAGUCACAUCCGAAAACGACCACAGUGAAGUCGAAGCUGAGCCGGAUGUUCAAGUUUCUGUCGAUCAAUCGCAGGAGCAGGAGCAAACUGAAAUAAGUACUUCCAAGACAGCUGAAGAGACGACAGAAGAGAAGGAGGACGAGGAGGAGGACGAGGAGGAAGAUGACGAUGAAGGAGAUGUGGAGGAUGAACUAGAGGCUGGGGAGGCGAAGAGAGACCCAAGUGCUGCUUCAACUAUGUCACCUUUGAAGAAUCUCAUCCUACAGAUGGCUCAGAGAAUCGACGAGAGAGCUGUUUCGGAGGUAGCUGAUAGCUCCAAGGACGAUUCGUCUAAGCUUAAAGAGUUUGAGCGAAUUCUUGGUGAGCUUAUGGCCCGUUCCAAAGACGAGCAAGCUCAAAGCCAGCCGGAUGAAACUGUCUCGACGUCAGACAAACCUCUAGGCGAAGAUAUUCAAAGCCAGAUAGACUCAUUAGAGCCAGACGUGAAAGACGCAAUUGGUAUCGUGGAUACCUCUCCUGAACCGUCUUCGGAAAAUGCCUCAGAAGAGGCCAAAGGGAAGCCAAAAUCAACUGACCAAGUCGAUGAGGGUGAUCCGAAUCUAUUUGGCAUGGUCCUGACAAUCAAGAACAAGGUCAACGGACAGUACGUAGCACGCCCAUCUGAGCAGACCCGACAUGACAACUGGGUUGUGGAGUACAACAUCGAGGAGAUCUCCGGCAAGCGGGCACAGACCAUUUACUCGCAGUGCCAGUCGCGCCGGCAAAAGAUCUUUGAGGACACGGGUGACCGCGAUACGGAGUGGUACAAAAUGUUCCGCGGCCAACUCGACACACUUACCAAAGCAGGCCGUAAGUUCAGGGCCAAAGAGAAUGCGAAAGCGAAGAGACGACCCAUCCAUGUUGUUGGAGAAGAGUCAGUGGCCUAUGAAGAUGUCUUCGGGAAACGUGAUGCGGAUGAAGAGGGUGCGAUUGACGAUAUGGAAGAGCUAGAGGACGAUUACUACGAAGGAGAGGAUGGUCCUGGACGAGAUAUGACAGAAGCAGAGCUCAUAAAAGCAGAUCGAGAAAUGAAAGCGCGACAAGAAGUUGCGAAAGACGGAAAAGGUGUGAAGGAUGAAGGGAAAGCCGUCGAAGAGAGUCAAGCCUUGAAUGAGAUGAUACCUGGGAUGAUAUUCGAGGAGGAUGACUGCUUCAGAUAUGAACAUACGAAGGAGGGAGAAAGUGAGAAUAAAGGGGAAGAAGUGGUGGUUCCGGAGGGAGAAGUGUGGUGGUUCCGGAGGGAGAAGAGGGGGUAAAGGAAGGGGAAGAGGCACCAAAGUUAACGGAGCAUAAGGACGAAGAUGCCAAGUUAGACGAGGCCCAUGUUCAGUCCGAGGAGGAAGACGACGGCUCGGAAAAGGAAAAGAAGGAAUAGGUCACGAAGGGAUAAGGGGUAAGGGGCAAAGGGCAAAGGGUCAGGGGAAGGGAAACGCUAAACCUUGUGGACGUUCUACGAUGCAACACAUCGGAUCGACAUCCAGUACUAAGCGAGGACUAGACCUUGGUGUUAUCUGAGUGACUCGCUCACUCGCUCACUGCCUUGUGGCCCGCUAAGCCCCCCCAUUAUUGUACAAAAGCAAAUCACAAAAAUCGCAGCACAUUGUUGUAACACAUGGGAAAAUGGGGAAAAUUAACGGAUCAAUCUUUAUCAAUCAACCAACCAAAUCAAUCAAUGGAACCGAUUUAGAUUCAUUAACAGCUCAGCAAAAAAGAAAAGACGAUGAAAAGCAACAGCAACAGCAAGCAAGAAAGACAAGGAAAAAAAACCCGGUUGUGUGUAAGAAGGAAAAAUUUGCUUCUUGUACUUAUCGUUGUUGUAUGUAUGUAUUGUACGAAGUCAUUGAUGUAGUAGACCUUAUGAUAUCUCACUCUCCUAUUACUUACUUCAAGGUCUUCAAGGUUGUUUUCUCGGGUUGCGGGCUCGUUACAAGGCUUAGGUAGGUAGGUAGGUAGGCACUAUCCAGUAUCACCGGAUAGGAGUAGGGUAGGGUAGGGUAGGGUAG